This is a messenger RNA of Rhodofomes roseus, 510 nucleotides long. RefSeq lists its product as uncharacterized. NCBI's taxonomy places the organism in Eukaryota, Fungi, Basidiomycota, Agaricomycetes, Polyporales, Fomitopsidaceae. The coding region runs from base 1 to 510 and encodes 169 amino acids. The record is from RefSeq and is a predicted model, not a curated record. The transcript has 2 exons.
AUGUCCCUAGGCAUUAGCGAGUGGUCCGCGGCGCACAAGGGCCAGCACCGAGGCGGAAAUUUCCUCACGUACUGGGUGCGUGGGCACCGUCUCUUCAAGAGCACCCCAAAAUCGUUCCCCGUACCGUUCGUUCCCGGCGACAUCUUCGAUUCCAACCAUCUCAUGAACAUUCCGCCAGUCUACGCGCCGCCCCCCGCGCCGGCGCCCGAGUUCUCAGGUCUGACGAGCCUCACGCCGCUGCAAGGACACGUAUCUGCGAUCCACGCGGCCAUGUUCUUCCACCUCUUCGACGAGGAAAAGCAGUUCGCGCUCGCGCAGCGCCUCGCAAGUCUACUCUCGCCGCUCCCCGGCUCGAUGGUUUCCGGUCGGCAUUUCAAGGCAGACGUCAGAGGCGUGCGCGACUCGAAGCCCGCGAGGGACGACGCGUCGGAGGUCAUCAGGGUCUUCUACCAUUCGCCGGGGUCGUGGACUACGCUCUGGAACGCCAGGUGUUCAGGGAGGGGUCAGUGA